Molecule: messenger RNA, 2468 nt
Organism: Ricinus communis (castor bean)
Lineage: Eukaryota; Viridiplantae; Streptophyta; Magnoliopsida; Malpighiales; Euphorbiaceae
Product: protein KINESIN LIGHT CHAIN-RELATED 2
Exons: 9
Coding region: 238-1977 (579 amino acids)
Biological process (GO): chloroplast organization
Cellular component (GO): chloroplast
Molecular function (GO): protein binding
Source: RefSeq, a predicted model, not a curated record
AACUAAAAUAUUGUAGCAGAAGGAUUAAAUUGUUGACAGAAAUAUAUAGGAGGACCAUUUAACUUGAUUUUGAGAAAAAAUGAGUGAUGUCCAGAGGUUUUAGUAAUUAUACACUGGGUGAGUUGUUAUAGGGCUUAAGCGAGUCACGCAGGGGAAAAGCCCUUUACUCGGUAACUAAGUAACUCUGUCACUCGGCGCUACGUUUAGAGCCGACUCUUUGCUCUGCAAUUCCUCGAAAUGGCAGCUUCGCUCCUAUUUUCUCUACCAUUAAGCAACAAUCGGAUUGCUCAGGCAUGUGUUCCCUUCCUUCCAAGCCACCAGAAUGGCAUGAGAUGCUUCUCAAUGUUUCUCCAAAAGAAGAGAUGCAACUUUGAACCAUACAUGAUACUCAGUAAAACCAUGAAUCGUCAGUGUAUAUUUAAAACUUUUGCUUCAGUUUCCUCGAUAAAUGCAGAUAUGGUUUUCCAAGAAGAUGUUGCUUCAUCAGGUUCUUCAAAUGAAAGUGCCUUCCUAAGCAGGUCUAGACCAUUGCUUGAUGAUCCAAGUAAUCCUUCAAAUGGAGUGAACGAUUUUGCGAGACAAUUGCAAGAGUUAUUUGAUGAAGUGAAGGCAAUGAUUUUAAUGGGAAACAGCAGUGAUGCUAUGGACUUACUCCAAGCAAAUUAUGAAAUUGUGAAAGAACUGAUCGAUGCAGGUGCUAGAGGCAUUGAAGAAGCUGCUAUGCUUGACAUCAUAGCCUUGGGAUACAUGGCUAUUGGUGAUUUAGGGACUGUCGGCUCUAUACUGAAUUUGUUGAAUAUGGUUAUUAAAAAUCUAAAAGAUGAUGGGCCCCUUCUGGAUUCAGUGCUUAUGCAUAUGGGAAGCAUGUAUUCAGCUUUGGGAAAGUUUGAGAAAUCUAUGAUCGCAUAUCAGAGAGUGAUUAGUGUCCUAGAAAGCAAAUAUGGGGAAAGUAGUAUUUUUAUAGUCCCACCCUUGCUGGGGAUGGGAAAAGUACUUGGUUCCAUUGGAAGAGUGAACAAAGCAACAGAGGUCUACCAACGUGUAAUAAUUAUUUUGGAAUCAGGCAGAGGCGCUGAGAGCAAAGAAUUGGUGGUUCCUUUAUUUGGUCUAGGCAAUCUCUUGAUGAAGGAAGGAAGAACCACAGAUGCAGAGAUUCAUUUUAUUAGAAUUUUAAACAUUUAUAGGAAGCUAUAUGGGGAAAAUGAUGGAAGAUACGGCAUGGCUUUGUGUUCCGUAGCCAAUUUAAAGUGCUCAACAGGGAAUGUAGAAGAAGCCAUUGACUUGUAUAGAAAAGCUCUUGAGGUUAUCAAGGACUCAAAUUAUAUGGCUAAGGAUGAUACUGUCAUGGAGAAGAUGAGGAUUGAUUUGGCAGAAUUACUUCAUGUUGUAGGAAGAGGAAAAGAAGGCCGAGAGCUGCUAGAGGAAUGCUUGUUGAUAACUGAAGAAUAUAAAGGAAAGGAGCAUCCAAGCUCAGUUGCCCACCUUCUGAAUCUUGCAACCUCCUAUUCACAAUCAAAGAACUUUGUUGAGGCUGAGCGCUUGUUGAGGAUAAGUUUGGAGAUCAUGAUGAAAACUGUGAGCCCUGAGGAUCAAUCUGUCACCUUCCCAAUGUUGCAACUUGCAAUGACUCUGUACAAUUUAAAUCGAGAUGAAGAAGCAGAGCAACUUGCUGUAGAGGUUUUGCGCAUUCGUGAGAAGGCAUUUGGAAAAGAUUCUCUUCCUGUUGGGGAGGCUCUGGACUGUUUGGUAUCCAUCCAGACCAGAUUAGAGAGAGCUGAUACUGAAUUGCUAGAGUUGCUCAAGCGGGUGUUGAAAAUUCAAGAGAAAGAGUUUGGUUAUGAGAGUGAAGAGAUUUUACAAACCCUAAAGAAAAUUGUAUUCUACUUGGCUAAAGUAGGAAGAAAGGAUGAGAAAUUUUCCAUGCAGAAAAGAUUAUCUGUGCUCAGGACAAAGUAUAAGCAAAUGGUUCGAUACUAGUGGCAUAAUUGGAUUGUUUGACUUUUAAAGGAGGAAGCACAUCAGCCUUGAGAAAUCGAGUUUCACAAUCAGCAUCGACACUCUCGUUUCUAUCCAAAUACAGCCAGUGGAGUUAUGCUCGCCCACCCGUCCGUGCCUUUCUAUUUGAAUGGAUGGUCUCCAUAAGUCUGUAUCAGUACUGAUUAAUGCAAAACUGUUGGUUAGGAAAAUACCAACCUCCACCUCAUAUGUAAGUUGGUCUGAAUUGUGUUCCUUGAUGUUGGUUAUGUAAAUAGGGGCAGAAUGGGACCGCCCUAUCUACCAGUUUUUGCUCCUGUUCAAACAAGAUGAUGAUUUUAUCUUUCAGCCAAAAACGGAUUAGAGAGUGAGAGAGGGAGAGAUCAUUCUACAAUAUGUGGAAGAGAGGUACAGAAAUAGCAUUGUAAAACAGCAAUUGCUGCUUAAAAUGCUUUGUUUGGAAUAAAUCAUGUGUAGAAAUUGGAUUCUUGCAA